This is a messenger RNA of Knipowitschia caucasica, 1377 nucleotides long. Lineage: Eukaryota; Metazoa; Chordata; Actinopteri; Gobiiformes; Gobiidae. The record is from the annotation of a GenBank genome assembly.
AUGUGUUUAGUUCUGUACCUGCCCUCACCCCCUCACCCCCUCACCCCCUCACCUCCUCACCCCCUCACCUCCUCACCCCCUCACCUCCUCACCUCCUCACUUCCUCACCUCCUCACCCCCUCACCUCCUCACCCCCUCACCCCCUCACCACCUCACCCCCUCACCUCCUCACCCCCUCACCUCCUCACUUCCUCACCCCCUCACCUCCUCACCCCCUCACCUCCUCACCCCCCACCUCACCUCACCCCCUCACCUCCUCACCUCCUCACCUCCUCACCCCCUCACCUCCUCACCCCCUCACCCCCUCACCUCCUCACCCCCUCACCUACUCACCGCCUCACCCCCUCACCUCCUCACUUCCUCACCCCCUCACCUCCUCACCCCCUCACCUCCUCACCCCCUCACCUCCUCACUUCCUCAACCCCUCACCUCCUCACCCCCUCACCUCCUCACUUCCUCACCCCCUCACCCCCUCACCUCCUCACCUCCUCACCCCCUCACCUCCUCACCCCCUCACCCCCUCACCACCUCACCUCCUCACCCCCUCACCUCCUCACCCCCUCACCUCCUCACUUCCUCACCCCCUCACCUCCUCACCCCCUCACCUCCUCACCCCCUCACCUCCUCACCCCCUCACCUCCUCACUUCCUCACCCCCUCACCUCCUCACCCCCUCACCUCCUCACCUCCUCACCUCCUCACCCCCUCACCUCCUCACCCCCUCACCCCCUCACCUCCUCACCCCCUCACCUACUCACCGCCUCACCCCCUCACCUCCUCACUUCCUCACCCCCUCACCUCCUCACCCCCUCACCUCCUCACCCCCUCACCUCCUCACUUCCUCAACCCCUCACCUCCUCACCCCCUCACCUCCUCACUUCCUCACCCCCUCACCCCCUCACCUCCUCACCUCCUCACCCCCUCACCUCCUCACCCCCUCACCUCCUCACCCCCUCACCUCCUCACCCCCUCACCCCCUCACCUCCUCACCCCCUCACCACCCCCUCACCCCUCACCCCUCACCUCCUCACCCCCUCACCUCCUCACUUCCUCACCCCCUCACCUCCUCACCUCCUCACCUCCUCACCUCCUCACCUCCUCACCCCCCUCACCUCCUCACUCCCUCACCUCCUCACUUCCUCACCCCCUCACCUCCUCACUUCCUCACCCCCUCACCCCCUCACCUCCUCACCCCCUCACCUCCUCACCUCCUCACCUCCUCACCCCCUCCCUCCUCCUCACUUCCUCACCUCCUCACCUCCUCACCCCCUCACCUCCUCACCCCCUCACCUCCUCACCUCCUCACCUCCUCACCCCCUCACCUCCUCACCCCCUCUCACCUCCUCCUGCUUGUGUUGGAAUAGAGCUGUACCGUUAG